Messenger RNA from Calidris pugnax (ruff), 4089 nucleotides. RefSeq names its product cytidine monophosphate N-acetylneuraminic acid synthetase (gene CMAS). The transcript is spliced from 8 exons. Bases 1 to 1311 code for a protein of 436 amino acids. The record is from RefSeq and is a predicted model, not a curated record. Gene Ontology annotation, molecular function: N-acylneuraminate cytidylyltransferase activity. NCBI's taxonomy places the organism in Eukaryota, Metazoa, Chordata, Aves, Charadriiformes, Scolopacidae.
AUGGAGGCGGGGUGCUCGGGCGCGCUGCCGGCGGGGUCGGGGGGGCCGCGCCCCCAUCUAGCCGCCCUGGUGCUGGCCCGCGGGGGCAGCAAGGGGAUCCCGCUGAAGAACAUCAAGCUGCUGGCGGGGGUGCCGCUCAUCGGCUGGGUGCUGCGCGCCGCCAGCGACGCCGGCGUCUUCCACAGUGUAUGGGUUUCUACAGACCAUGAUGAAAUUGAGAAGGUUGCAAAGCAGUUUGGCGCUCAAGUUCAUCGCAGAAGCCCUGAAGUUUCUCAAGACUCCUCAACUUCUCUAGAAGCUAUCAGAGAGUUUCUUAAUCAUCAUCCUGAGGUUGAUAUUGUAGGAAAUAUUCAAGCAACAUCUCCCUGUUUACAUCCCAGUGAUCUUAUAAAAGUGGCAGAUCUGAUCCAGAAGGAGGGGUUUGAUUCUGUCUUCUCUGUUGUGAGACGGCAUCAAUUUAGAUGGAGCGAGGUGAAAAAAGGAGAAAACAAGAUGACAGAGCCCCAAAACCUGAAUCCAGCAAAACGAUACCGGAGGCAAGAUUGGCCUGGGGAACUUUAUGAAAAUGGCUCAUUUUAUUUUGCCAAGAGGCAUUUGAUUGAGAAAGGCUACUUGCAGGGUGGUAAAAUGGCCUACUAUGAAAUGCGUGCAGAGCACAGUGUGGAUAUUGAUAUAGACAUCGAUUGGCCUAUUGCAGAGCAGAGAGUAUUGAGCUUUGGAUAUUUUGGCAAAGAGCCCUUAAAAGAGGUGAAGCUAUUGGUUUGCAGUAUGGAUGGAUGCCUGACAAAUGGUCGCAUUUAUGUGACAGAAGAUGGGAAGGAAAUGGUCUCCUAUGAUUAUAGAGAUCUUGUUGGUAUCGAUCUAUUAAAGAAAAGAGGGAUCCAGGUUCGACUCCUCUCUGAAAGAGAUUGUUCAAAAACUCUGUCAGCCAUGCAACUGGGAUGCGUAGCAAAAGUUAGCACAACAAAUAAAUUACAAGUCCUGGAGGAUUGGCAAAAAGACAUGGGUUUGAGCUGGAAAGAAGUCGCUUACUUGGGAAAUGAAGAGUCUGACGUGGAAUGCUUGAAGAAAGCUGGCAUGAGUGGUGUGCCCGCUGACGCCUGUACAGUUGCUCAGAAGGCUGCUGGUUAUAUUUGUAAAAGCAAUGGUGGCUGUGGAGCCAUCCGGGAGUUUGCAGAACACAUCUUCCUCUUGUUAGAAAAAGUGAACUCUGCAAGAAAGCAAAUGGAAGAAACCAGUUCAGCAGGAAAGAAAACGGAGGGAAAUGAGAACGGCAGAAGAGGAAAUAAGGAACUCAUGAAAAAAGUGUAACGCGGUUGGUCAGUCCUGCUGUUCUUCUCUUCUCCCUCUGCCAGUAAGUCUGUGUCCCAAAGAAUAGCUUAUCUUUUAAGUUUUACAUUGCAGUAGAGUUAAAAAGGUGUUUUCCUCUAAUUUAACAUCCCACUUUGAUUAAGUGCUGAUAUUCACGAUUGUAUGCUGAUAAUCAUGAAUAUGAUCAUGAUUAUUUUAAAAGCCGUCUAAACACAAUGGAAGGAAUGCUACAAAAGGUAGUGUCCUGUAAAUCUACUCUUAAUCAUUACACCUGUCCUACAGGAAUGAUGUUUCUUGAUUUGAUAAUUGGAAUAUUUUCAGGGAUCAGUAAUUUUGCAUGAUUCGAAGAUUUGUAAUUCAGACUUUCAAAAAAAAAAAAUACUCUGUCAAUUUUGCUUAUUUGGUUUACAUUUCCUGUAUCAGAUGUCAGCAUGAUGUUGUAGUUGGGUGCUAGCUUUUUACAGGAUUUGUCCCUAGUAAGGAAGAGUUUUAGCAUAUGCUGGAGAUGUCAGGUAUAAAAUAACUAUUAAACUUCUUCCAGUAUUUUUAAAAGACAGCUAGCUCAGUUACUGUAAAGCCAGUUGAUAUUAGUACAAGUUAAGAAAAGCACUUAAGCAUGUGGUCAAUUUUAAGCUCAUAAAUAAUUAAAUGGCAUCUGAAAUUGUGCCUCUUUGAAUCUGUUUAUAUUGGGUUUUAUUAAAGUGCUUAAAUUAACAUACCCAAAUGCUUUGCCAUAUUUGACAACUUUACUUAGCAGAAACUCUGUUUCUUUCUAUGAAGGCUUUAUUACAACAACUAAUAAGUUAAAAAAAAAAAUUAAAAUCUCUCAUAUUUAUUGUAUGGAAAAGUAGCUACUGUUGAAAACAACAAAAUGUAGUUGUUGAUUGUGGGUUUAUAUAAAAUAUACAUUCAGAUUAUUUUUAGCAUGUUAAUUUACAGCUGAUGUAUAUGUGUGUUUGUAUUUAUGGAAAAUACAAUUUUUACCGUGUCUUGAUUUAAAAAAUUCAGUAUCUGUAAAAUUUUUUAAAACUGACAUGAAAAAUAUACAUUGGUUUUCGAUCCCAGUAUUUCUCAGUGAGUCAAGUUCUGCGUUGGGUUAUGCUAAAAAAUAAAAAAAUACCUGUGGCAUACAGGUAAUGAAUACAGAGGUGAAUAAUAAUGCUUUGUCAUUUUAUUUUGUCUCUCUGCUCAAUAGACACUCCCAGUAGAAUCUCACCUGGUGUAUUGCCCUCUGAUAAAGUUUUUGUUUAGUACUUGGUACACAGGUGAUUACUACUGAGCUGAACAAUAAUGGCUUGUCAUUUUAUUUUGUUUCUCUGCUAAACAGACACUCCCAAUGUAAUAUCACCCGAUAUCACUCCUUUAUGACUUUGUGUUUGCUUCCUUUUCCAAAGCAAAAUUUAAAACUGGAAUUAUUUUACCGCCCAUGUACAGUAAUAAGGUUAACUGGUGAAUAGUUUACUGUACUAAUCAGCUCUAAUCAAUUGUUUGAGUAUUUCCUUUCAGUGAGGUUUUAGGGUUCUGUGCUAGAUAAGUCCCAUGGACUUUGGUAACAGGAGAGCCACAUUUUGGAGAGAGCUACAGACUUUGAUAUAAGUAGAUUAAUUAUUUUAGUUAUAUAGUCUAUGUGGUAAAGCUUCAGAAGUCCAGAUUGGAUGAACAAUUCAGGUUUGAUUGUGUCAUGUAGAGUAAAAAGGCCACGUUUUUGGUUACUUCACUUAGUCAUCAUCAAGGAAUUUGCUGACUUUGAUUUUAAGAACAGUUUCCUGUAAGUAGAUUAGGUUAAAUAAGGUGACUGUGAUGAACUUGAUUUCCAUUCCUUUUAUGUUAGAGAAAGCAAAAAUAUGGGUAAGUGCAAUUACAAUAGCAACAUGAGUUGGCAGUACUGUUUGUAGCUUAUUGUUUCAAUCAAGAACUCUUCUAAUGUUUCACCUGCUUCCUGAAUGUGCUGCAUGUACAUUGGGUCUCUGCCCAAAAUUUCUGCAUGUAUCAAAAAUAUAGGCAGAAGCACUUCUGUGAGCAUUGGUAACAAGCAGAAAGGAAUGGUAGCUGAUACGUUAAGUCUUUUCCCUUUGACAGAUUCUUAUUUAGAAAAGCAUGGUAUAAUCUUAAAUUGGAUAUAUAGGAAGCAUAUGAGGGAUAAAAGAGCUCUAGAGACUGUUUAUUAUUAUUUAGAGACUUUAAUUAUUUAGAGACUAUUAUUAUUUAGAGACUUUAAAUGAAGCCUGUUUGAGGAUAUGAGAGAUGCAUGAAAGGUUCAGCUUUGUAUUGCCUAAAGCUCAAGGGAACACCUAACUAUAAAGUAGAGUAACAUGAGGGAUGUCUUGAUUUUAUAGAAGAUCCUCAGUCAUAUGAAGGAUUUAGGGGUCACAGGGGCAGAGAUAACGAGGAUAACUAACAGUUACCUUAAAGGAGAAAUCCUAGGUCCCUGGCAAACUUCAAAAGUGUAGUAUCUUUGACCAAUACCUUUUGUUUCAGUACAUACCCUGGCACCAUGAUUGCCUUUCAUUGGAGGUGUUUAGUUCACUCAAACUAGAUUUCAGUGGUUGUUUUUGUUAUACUGAGCUAAUUUUGGAAUGUGAGCGCUUAUUUUUUUACUUUAAACUGCCAAGUAUACUCCAGAAAAGAUCUUAGAUAAUGUGGGCUAUUUUAUCAUAAUUUUGUCAAACUGAAAGAAGGAAACUAUGUAAUAAUUUUUAAUAAGCUGUUAUGAAAAAAGAGCUGAUUACCUGAAAUUUGAAAUAAAGUUUUAAAUAAAACUUCUGAGUAGAGAAUGGU